AUGCCGUCCGGCACCAUAGGACCGCUUGGGUUGCCCAUGCAGAAGGUCUGCGCCUGCUCUCAUUGCAAGAAGGAGUGCGGGCCACGCGCUUGCAAAAAGUGCCGUCAAGUCGCUUACUGCGGCGCGGAGUGUCAAAAAGCAGAUUGGCCAGAGCACAAGAAGAAUUGCGCGACUCUAGCAGCCACCAUCACUCCUGAGGAAACUCGCAUCACGACACAGUCUAAACGACUCAUGAUGCUAAUCGACACUGUCUUUUACGAUGGGCGCCGCCACGAUCCCUUCUACUACAGAGAUCAUAUCUAUCGUAUCGUGUCCACGUAUCUGAACUUGCGAGAGCAGCCGUACAACAUGCAGCUCGCACCAGUAUUCGAGAUCAACUGGGGCCUCGUACCCCACAAUACUCGCCAUGUCCUGCAGAUACUGGAUGUCAACGUUCGGCAUCCAACUGCCGAAGAGCAUCCGCUCCGGAAAAAACCUCACGUCAAACUCCUCAUGGACCUCGCACUCGAAAGACUACACAACGGUAUCGCCAAUCUGAACGAAGCAAAGCCUGACGGCCAAGAUGCGGAAUCCGGAUGCAAAGUUCUGGUUCUCAAUCUUGCAAGAGAUUUCACCGGACAUAUGUCCGAGAUGACAAUGAUGGAGAUGCCCUUCAUCAAUAGCCAUGUCCAGGAGGCGGUGCAAGAUUUGGAAGAGUGUUGGACGCCCGAAGUAACGCAAGCACCGACGUUUGUCAACACUCUGGUCGGUGUACUUAACGUGUUACUCGCUCAUGAUAAGGACUAUCGCUUCCGGACGCCAAGGCUCCCGGCUGUUAGCGCCGCUGAACAAGCGAGUAGCAAAAUUGGACCUCAGGCCGCUAGUGGGGUACAUCGUGUCUUGACUCUUAAAGCGGUUCUGACCGAGAGUAUGGCGUGGGCUUGA
Peniophora sp. CBMAI 1063 is the source of this 924-nucleotide messenger RNA. NCBI's taxonomy places the organism in Eukaryota, Fungi, Basidiomycota, Agaricomycetes, Russulales, Peniophoraceae. The record is from the annotation of a GenBank genome assembly.